AUGAGCGCGAACGAGCCACCUGCAGGCGCAGGGAGCACGCCCGUGGCUGUAUACCGUGCACCAAACAGCCGUGUAUAUGCUCCCCCGCCCCCCGAGAGCGACAAUUUUGAGCCGACGCCGGCCGAGCUGCGUACCGCGUUUGCGGAUGCCGUGCAGCAGCGGCAUGGCCCCAAUGCACCCCUGAUGACCAGCGCGAUGCGUGCGCGCCAGGCUGAGGCGCAAGGGCGUGCGAAGAAGCAGUACGACUCGGUGCGGAUCCGCGUGCGUUUUGCGGACCGCACGCAGAUCGAGCAGGUCUUUCCGCAUAACGCCACGAUCAAUGACGUCUACGCGUUGGUCGACAAUUCCGUGCAGGCUGCCGGUGACUAUGUGCUAUUCCAGUCGCCGCCGAAGCGCGACUUUCCGCGCGCGCAGGGCGCCUCUGCUACACUCAUUCAGCUGGGAUUCGCGCCGGCGGCCGUGCUAGGGAUACGAUGGAUGGAUGCGCAGCGCAAUGCGACGGACGCGCCUGCGCCUUUGCGCUCCGAACUGCUCUCGAAUGCACGUGAGAUGCCCCCUGCACCCUCCUUUACGACACAAGUGCCGUCCGUGCGGCACAAAAGCACCGACGAUGCGCCGUCGGAUGCUCAAAAUGCGCGCGAGAAGCGCAAGUUCCCCAAGACCGCCUUUGCGGUCCAUAACAGCGUCGGCACCAUCCUCACUGGCGCCUUCGUCUUCGGCAUUGGCUUCGACACGGCUACCCAGAUCUACUGGGACAAGCACAACCAGGGAAAGCAGUGGAAGGACAUCCGUCAAAACUACAUCAAGGAGGAUGACGAGUAG
Messenger RNA from Malassezia japonica, 822 nucleotides. RefSeq lists its product as uncharacterized. NCBI's taxonomy places the organism in Eukaryota, Fungi, Basidiomycota, Malasseziomycetes, Malasseziales, Malasseziaceae. The record is from RefSeq and is a predicted model, not a curated record. Gene Ontology annotation, cellular component: cytoplasm; nucleus; vesicle membrane. The transcript is spliced from 6 exons. The coding region runs from base 1 to 822 and encodes 273 amino acids. Gene Ontology annotation, biological process: intracellular protein transport; mitochondrial electron transport, ubiquinol to cytochrome c. Gene Ontology annotation, molecular function: protein binding.